AUGCCUGCCCCCGCGACCGUUCCCUGUCAGUAUCGGACAGGCAAGACGCUGGGUAGUGGAACGUACGCCAUCGUCAAGGAGGCGGUCCACAUCAAGACCGGAGAGUACUUUGCAUGCAAGGUCAUCAACAAGAAGCUCAUGGAGGGGCGGGAGUACAUGGUGCGCAACGAGAUUGCGGUCCUCAAGAAGAUCUCCAAGGGGCAUACAAACAUCGUUACGCUGCAUGACUACUUCGAGACCGCGCACAACCUCUACCUUGUCUUCGAUCUGUGUACUGGUGGCGAGCUCUUCGAUCGUAUAUGCGCCAAGGGCAACUACUACGAAGAAGAUGCUGCGGCGCUCGUACGAACGAUCUUUGGCGCGGUGAAGUACAUCCACGAGUGCGGUAUUGUACAUAGAGAUCUCAAGCCGGAGAAUCUGAUCUUCCGAACCAAGGCGGAGGAUGCAGACAUUAUGAUCGCGGACUUUGGCCUCAGUCGGGUGAUGGACGACGAGAAAUUCCAGAUGCUCACAGAGAUCUGCGGCACCCCCGGAUAUAUGGCGCCCGAGAUCUUCAAGAAGACCGGUCAUGGGAAGCCGGUCGACGUAUGGGCGAUGGGUGUGAUCACCUACUUCCUACUCUGUGGAUACACGCCCUUCGACCGGGACACGCAGCAGCAGGAGAUGGAGGCUAUCAUCGCGGGCGACUACCACUUCGAGCCCGCUGACAAACCCGCAGAGGAGUACUGGGCAAACGUCUCGGACACGGCGAAAGACUUCGUGCGCACGUGUCUUACGAUUGACCCCACGUCGCGGCCGACCGCGGCGGAGAUGCUGGAACACAAGUGGCUGGCGUCCGACCAACGCCACUUCGUGCCCGACCCCGCGAGCCCGAGCGGUGGCCCCACGAACCUUCUGCCGCACAUCCAGAAAGCCUUCGACGCGAAGAAGACCUUCCGGAAAGCGGUGUUCUCUAUGAUCGCCACCAAGCGCAUGUCUUCGCUCGCGGGCCUAUCACCUACUGCGCAGCGCUUCGGCCAGAACAUCGCAGAGCUGAAGGAGGAGUCCGAGAAGGAGCACGUCGACGAGGACCGAUCCGUCACGCACUACGGCGAGAGCGAAUCGUCGCGCGAGGAGCUCAAAAACGUCGACGAUGUGUCGCAGUCCGGGUCCUCGGGUCAGACGCCACUCGUGAAGCAGAUGGCGAAGGUCUCCAUCUAG
Molecule: messenger RNA, 1200 nt
Organism: Trametes versicolor FP-101664 SS1
Lineage: Eukaryota; Fungi; Basidiomycota; Agaricomycetes; Polyporales; Polyporaceae
Product: Pkinase-domain-containing protein
Exons: 12
Coding region: 1-1200 (399 amino acids)
Biological process (GO): cellular response to oxidative stress; protein phosphorylation
Molecular function (GO): calmodulin binding; ATP binding; calcium/calmodulin-dependent protein kinase activity
Source: RefSeq, a predicted model, not a curated record